AUGACUGACUCUUUCGAACUCGAUUCAGAUGAGAGUAAAGGCACCUCGCGAAUAUCGUUGGCCUCUUGGGUUGAGCUUUUGGACCCAGUUUCAUCCACGGCGCAAUCGUACUACCUGCCGAGGCGCUACUUCAGCAAUGCGACUCAAAAAUUGAAAAUAACAAAACCGCGUCAAAAACUCGCUAGGCUUAAGACUACGGCCCAAGAUCUCACACCACAGAUAGAAGAGUUCAAAAAACGCGCUCUGGGCCGUCUACAAGCGCUUGACAAGCCACUGGAGACUUUGUUUUUCCAUAAUAGCUCCAACCUGGAGAAAUGGUUUUAUCCGUUCACUCUGUUCAAUAUCUUCGCAAUCGGGUUUAUAAUAGGCAAGUACCCGGAAUGGUUUCAUGUUUACUACACAGCGAUGCUUGUGCUGCUCAUGCCUGUGCGGUACUACACUUAUUAUAAGACCAACAGCCAUUACUACAUGGCUGAUCUGUGCUAUUAUGUUAACCUGAUGUGUCUACUCUUCAUUUGGGUUUUGCCUCAGUCCGUCCAUUUAUAUCAAACUUGUUUUGCCUUCACUUUUGGAACGUUGUGCUUUGCAGUCAUUACUUGGAGAAACUCUCUUGUGAUCCAUUCUGUCGACAAAAUCACUUCCUGCUUCAUUCAUAUCAUGCCUCCAUUGACGAUGUAUACCAUUAGGUAUGGUAUUGAUGAGCAUUUGAAGAUUAAAAGGUUUCCAGCGGCGUCUGUCCUGGCUUCUGAAAAGUGGAACUUGAAAUAUAAUAUUUUCUGGACCUCCAUAUAUUAUCUCGUCUGGCAAAGCGCCUAUCACUACUUCAUUACAUUACGACAAUCCUCGAAGAUCAAAUCUGGUCAAAGGGUUACGAGCUUCGAGUACCUAACCACCCACCAGUUUAAAAAUUUUUGGGCCGUUAAGUUGCCUGAUCCUUGGCCUAUGGUUUGCUACAUUUUGAUACAGUACUGUUACCAAUUAGGGACAAUGAUUUUGUGUGGUAUAUGGUUCCACCACCAGAAAGCCGCAGGAGCAUUUUUGAUCUUCAUUUACCUUUGUGCGGCACGGAAUGGAGCAACUUAUUACAUAGAUCAUUAUGGGAAAAAGUUCGAAAAGGAGGUUACCAAACUGAGGAUGGAAGUAGAAGAUCUGCAACAUCAGCUGGACCAAAAAACUUCGUAA
Molecule: messenger RNA, 1182 nt
Organism: Lachancea dasiensis
Lineage: Eukaryota; Fungi; Ascomycota; Saccharomycetes; Saccharomycetales; Saccharomycetaceae
Source: the annotation of a GenBank genome assembly